This is a messenger RNA of Strongylocentrotus purpuratus (purple sea urchin), 1201 nucleotides long. RefSeq names its product alpha-N-acetyl-neuraminyl-2,3-beta-galactosyl-1,3-N-acetyl-galactosaminide alpha-2,6-sialyltransferase-like. Bases 1 to 879 code for a protein of 292 amino acids. Gene Ontology annotation, molecular function: sialyltransferase activity. NCBI's taxonomy places the organism in Eukaryota, Metazoa, Echinodermata, Echinoidea, Camarodonta, Strongylocentrotidae. The record is from RefSeq and is a predicted model, not a curated record. The transcript is spliced from 4 exons.
AUGAAUCUGAAGGUGAGAUACCAGACGAAGGGGGUGCAGGUGCUGGCGGAGCACGAACAGAAGGAAGAGAAGCCAUUCACGAAGCGGUGUAGACUAUGUGCGUUGGUAUCGAGUGGUGGUCAUCUGUAUCGAUCUGGAGCCGGUGCCGAAAUCGACAGCGCUGAUUGUGUCCUUCGUAUGAACACCGCCCCGGUCACCGGCUAUUCUAGCGACGUCGGGCUUCGUACCGACAUCCGAAUCAUCGGCCACGUCAACCUCCCACGAGGACUCGUGAAGAGGAGUUCGUUGAGGAAUGAGAUCUUGUCGAACUCGACGACGAGGACGAGAUACGUCGUGGUGCCCUGGCUGAAUAAGGAGAAAGUGAACAUGAAGACGAAUAAGAUUGUCAAACUUGCGAGGCAGUACAAGCGCAAGUACCCUAAGGUUGAUUUCGUCUUCCUGACAACCAAGAAAUAUUCUCAGUCAGAGGCGAGGUACAAGAACGAAACAGGGUAUUCCAGAGCCGCGAUGCGAACAAAAUUCAGCACGGGCUUUGUAUCCAUGGUAUUUGCUCUUGAUAUCUGUGAUGAGGUGCUGGUAUACGGAAUAUCAAGGGAUGACUUCUGCAAGAAAAAUCCAAAGGCAAAGGUCCCCUAUCACUACUACGAACCUAAGAAAAGGAGCGAGUGUUUCUUCGUCAAAAAAUCGGAGAUGAAUUAUAAAAGUGGCCACAAGUUUUUGACAGAGCAUGCGAUGUACGCACGAUGGUCUACCGUUCACAACAUCACUUUUCGCUAUCCAUCGUGGAAUGGCUCAGAAGCAUCCGGACGCGUCGGUUCAUACUAUUUGAAGAAAUAUAAAAACACAUUAGAAAAGACUUUGAAAAGCAAGAAAGGAUGAGUUACAAUGUUCACAUCGCCACAGAGAUAUGUAUAUGCGAGACGGUGUGACAGCGAGUUUAGUCAUGUUCUCCUUCUGUCCGGAGCAGUCAUGAAGAAGUUUUGCCCCAGCAUCAUUUUUAUGUUUAGGGAAACUUGUCUUGUUUGUAAUUUUUAUAGGUAAAUGCAUGUAUUGAUUCAACAUUGAAAUUUAUCUUUGUAAUGGACUAUUGUACGCAAUGUAACCAUAAGGAAAUAUCAAGCACGUGAGUUUUUUAAAAAAUAAGGGAAGAUACUGAUUUGUUUGUUUAAUAUUAAGUACUUUUAGCAAAAUCUCUGGAUAA